AUGCGCCCCAGCGAUCAAGGCUCGCUGGACGUUGUUCCUGCCAACAUACAGAUCAUUAGGGAGAUAGAUCGUUCCAAUGCGUCUUCAGUGUUUGAGAUAGAACUCGAAGGGCGGAAAUGUGCUAUGAAACUUUUUCACGACAACGGGGAUCCAGGAUAUGCCGAUAAUGGUCGAGAUUUGAAUCGAUUUCGCUGCGAACUUAAUGCCUAUAUGAGUCUUCGCGAACAUGGUGUCUGCGAGCGGGGAUUCGUCCCAUUCUUCUACGGCCACAUUGAUCGGAUAAACCCUACCGCGUUCUAUCCAGCUUUGCAACAUUUCGCGGACGAUAAAUAUCAUCCUAAAGCAAUACUACUCGAAUACCUUCCGAAUGCCGAAAGUUUGAAUUGCGAAAACUAUUCUGAGGCCUGUUAUCACCAAGCAAUAGAGGGCAUGAAGCAGAUACACGCUGCUCACGUUCACCACCGAGAUAUAUACCCGAAAAACAUACUCGUUGUUCCCGGCGAAGAAAAGCGGAUGGUAUGGGUGGAUUUCGAUGUCGCAACGACCUUUACGACCGUAGGGUCCGAUGAACAGCGAUAUAGUGAAUAUGAAGAUGCACUUGUUGCAGAGUUCGGGGAUUUCUUGAGAGAAGACCAAAGACAGGGGCGCCGUAAGAAUGACAAGUGGUAUUAG
Aspergillus calidoustus is the source of this 672-nucleotide messenger RNA. Lineage: Eukaryota; Fungi; Ascomycota; Eurotiomycetes; Eurotiales; Aspergillaceae. The record is from the annotation of a GenBank genome assembly.